CGCCUGUUCGAGGGAGCAGGACGCGUCGCGAGGGCCGAAUCUUAUUAAAAGAUGGCGACCCGCGCGCACGGCGUGCUUCCCCAGCCGGCGGAUCCGAAAUACCGACUGGUGCACAUAGGCUUCACCUCACCCGGUGGUCCCACGCACAACGUCGAUAAGGACGCGCACGGAUACCGCUACGACUCCAUAGGCAUAUGCAACGGCGUCAUCAACGCGGGCGCGUCCUGCGUGCGGCUGCAGUACGACCCGACCGAUCCCGAGCGCAUGGCGCGGGAACUCGCGCAGUACGACGGGUACAUCGUGCGCAUCAACCCCGGGCAGCUGUCCAGGCCCGGCGUGCCCCAGGGCGCGCAGCGGGUCUUCGACGAGCUCAUGGACUCGUUCGUGCACGCGGGUAAGCCGGUGUGGUCUUCGCCCCAGGUGCAGAAGAGCAUGGGAGCCAAGGAUGCGCUGGUUCGGAUAAACGGGAUGGCGUGCGGUCUGUCGGACACCCUCGCGUACUACACGCCCGAGGAGUUCAAGGCGAACUUCGUCAAGACCGCCGCGUUCCAACCCAGGGUCAUCAAGCAAAACAGGGGCAGCGCGGGAGAGGGUAUCUGGCUGUGCUGGCUGGUGGACAAGCCGUAUUGCAAAAAGUUUGGCGACUCCGAGUUGGACAUGAGUGAUACGCUGAAGCUCAUGGAGAUGAACGACGAGCACGUGGAGUACCACACGGUUGGCGAGUUCAUGGAGUUUUGCGUCAACGGUCCGGAGAAUAAGGAGCUCGCCGGUGAGUGGCGCAGCGUUUUUCCCGGGAAAUACCUCACCGGCCAGGGUUCGCAUCUGGUCGAUCAGCGCCUGAUGCCGCGCAUCGCCGAGGGCGAGGUUCGCAUGCUGAUGGUCAGGGACCAGCUGUUCCAGAUCAUCCACAAGAAACCAAAAGCGGACGGGGGCAUGAGCGCGGUGGGCGGGAACAACGUUCCGACGUUUUACAGGCCAGACGCGCCCGAGUUUGCGGGACUUCGCGAGAAGUUCAUCAAAGAGGACGUGCCGCACCUGUUGGAGGUUAUGGACCUCCAAGACCAGCCCCUUCCCCUGCUGUGGACCGCGGAUUUCAUCCCCAUGGACAGCGACGACGUUCCGGGCGAGACGGUGUACAAGGUUGGGGAGUUCAACUGCUCGUGCGUGGGAGUGAGCAAGUUCAUGGCCAGCGCCAAGGGUGGAACCAUAGAGGACGUCAGCGACGACGAUUACGCAGAGGCUAUGUCGCUGUGUGACCUCAUCGGCAAGCAGGUGGUCGAGGCGAUGGACACGCACUGGGCGGCACUGCAGAAGGAGAUCGCGGGUCACCCCGGGCGCGGCGGGGGAUAAACUACAUUCAUUAUCGCGUACGUUAGAAGAACAUGAAAGGAGGAGAGACGAACGUUAGAUGGUU
Micromonas commoda is the source of this 1414-nucleotide messenger RNA. RefSeq lists its product as hypothetical. The record is from RefSeq and is a predicted model, not a curated record. Bases 52 to 1350 code for a protein of 432 amino acids. NCBI's taxonomy places the organism in Eukaryota, Viridiplantae, Chlorophyta, Mamiellophyceae, Mamiellales, Mamiellaceae. The transcript has a single exon.